AUGGUGGCGGGCGCGUUCCCGCUGGCCAAGCUGCUGACGCUGGGCGCGCGCCAGCUCAGCCGGCCCCUGGCCGCGCGCAUCAAAGCGGGAGCGCGCGCGUCCCCCUUCUUCCGCACCUACAUCUGCCUGCCCCCCGCCCAGCUUUACCACUGGGUAGAGAUGCGAACCAAGAUGCGCCUGCUUGGCUUCCGGGGGGCCGCCGUGAAGCCCCUGAACGAGGAGGCAGCAGCUGAGCUGGGGGCAGAGCUGCUGGGGGAGGCGCUGGUCUUCGGGGUUGGGGGGCUCUGCCUCUACCUCGAGUACCUGCGGCAGGCGGGGCAGAGCCGGCGCCGCGAGGAGCACCUGGAGCAGACCCUGAGCGACCUCCGGCACGGCCUUGAGCAGCUCCAGAGGGACCUGGAGGAGCUGCGGGCCCAGGGAUACGCCCAGGGUGGGGCUGGACACGCCCAGGGUGGGGCUGGACACGCCCAGGGAACCUCAGGACACACCCACACUCAAGCUGUGAAUGGCGCUGCAGGGGUUAACCCCACCCCUGUAGGUUCUGGACACACCCCCACCGGUUCUGGACACGCCCCUGUCCCGACAGGCCACGCCCCUGUCACGACAGGCCACACCCCCACGCAUUAA
Molecule: messenger RNA, 627 nt
Organism: Cinclus cinclus
Lineage: Eukaryota; Metazoa; Chordata; Aves; Passeriformes; Cinclidae
Gene: OPA3
Product: outer mitochondrial membrane lipid metabolism regulator OPA3
Exons: 2
Coding region: 1-627 (208 amino acids)
Biological process (GO): regulation of lipid metabolic process
Cellular component (GO): mitochondrion
Source: RefSeq, a predicted model, not a curated record